Macadamia integrifolia is the source of this 1074-nucleotide messenger RNA. Its product is annotated as 40S ribosomal protein S26-1-like. Gene Ontology annotation, molecular function: mRNA binding; structural constituent of ribosome. The record is from RefSeq and is a predicted model, not a curated record. Gene Ontology annotation, biological process: translation. The transcript has a single exon. Bases 522 to 899 code for a protein of 125 amino acids. NCBI's taxonomy places the organism in Eukaryota, Viridiplantae, Streptophyta, Magnoliopsida, Proteales, Proteaceae. Gene Ontology annotation, cellular component: ribosome; cytosolic small ribosomal subunit.
UCUUCUUUUCUUUCUCUUUUCCUUCCCUGCUGUUGUAACUGGCAGCAACCGAACAUGCAUCUCCUUCUUCUUUUCUUCUCCUUCUUCUCAUCUUCCUUCCUCCAAAGUCUGCUGCAACCGAAUAUCUCUUCUUCCUUUCUUCUCCCUUUUUCUCCUGGAUCUUCCAUCUCUUCAUGGUCCGAACCGACCCUUCCAUCAUAUUCGCUUAAAAUUUCUCAAAAAGUGGUCUCGUAGCUCUCUCUCUCUCGCGCAUGCUCUUCUUCGCUCGAUUCCUUUCUUCUUCUGCCUCCAUCUGUGCAUCAUCAACGAAGCCCUAAAUCUCGCUCUUGAUCCCAUUCCCAUGCCUUCUCCCCAACCGAACCCCCCUCUUUCUUCUGCAUCUUCUUCUUCUUCUUCUUCUUCUCUUCUUCUUCUUCUCUUCUUUUCUUUUUUCUCCUGCAGCAGCAACCAAACCCAGGGAUCCCCUAGAGAAGAGCUUAGGAGGCGAGGAACUACAGAUCUAGGGUUAGGGUUUUUAGAAAAUGACGUUCAAGCACAGGAACGGUGGCCGCAACAAGCAUGGCCGUGGCCAUGUGAACUUCAUCCGCUGCUCCAACUGCGGCAAGUGCUGCCCUAAGGAUAAGGCUAUCAAGAGGUUUCUUGUGAGGAACAUUGUUGAACAAGCUGUAGUUAGGGAUGUUCAAGAAGCCUGUGUUUAUGAUGGUUAUACGCUUCCCAAGCUGUACGUGAAGAUGCAGUACUGCAUCUCCUGUGCAAUUCAUUCGCACGUUGUAAGGGUUUGUUCUCGCACUGACAGAAGAAAGCGGGAGCCACCUCAGCGCUUCAGACGCCGGGAGGACGGACCAAAGCCUGGGCAAGCUGCACGCCCUGCAGGAGCUGCAAAUCCUGGACGCAUUUGAAAGCUUUUUAGAAUCUCACUAUAUUCAUCUGGGCAUGAAGAUAUUUCUGAAAUGUUUUGUUUUGUGUGGUUAUGGUUUUGCUUAGAUUCUACCAUAGGAGUAAAGGUUUUGCCCAAGACUCCAAAAUUUCCCAUAAUUGAAUGAUCCGCACAUUAAUUGUUGGGUUUUGAUGUUA